AUGAUGCCCCGCCGGAGGAGCCGUUAUGUGCUCCUGGUCGCCUUCGUCAUGGCCUUUAUGCUGUACCAGGUCUUCAGGAACCCCGAAUGGGAUGCGACGAGCUUUACGGGCAGCAUCAAGCCCAACGAACCCGCCAAGGGCAAGACGGAACCCGCGAAGCAGCCUCCAAUCAACGAGCCGCCCGUCAACAAGCCCCUCAACAACCAGCCGCCCCCGGACAGCGAGCACCCGCACGACCAGGAGGAGGACGAGCCCGAACAGAACCCCAUGAAGCAGACGGCCAAGCAGACGGUCAAGAUCCCCCAGCUCAAGACCGAGGCCGCCAAGCCGAAGGGCAUUCCCACCAAGUCUGCCAACACCCCGACGAUGCCCGUCUACGACCCCGACAAGGCUGCCGACGUCACGAAGGCCCCGACCAAACCGACGCUCGAGGAUGAGAUCCACGCCAAGAAGCCCCCUGGCCGACCGAACGCCAACAACCUUGACGAAGACUUCUCCUCCACGACGACGACGUCCCAGAUACACUGGCACAAGGUCUCCGAGCACUUUCCCGUCCCUACCGACGAGAUCAUCCCCCUCCCGACCGGCAAGCCAAAGGAGAUCCCCAGAAUCCAGUACAAGUUUGAGGCCGAGUCUCCCGUCGCCAAGGAGAAGCGCGAGAAGCGUCUGUCAGAGAUCAAGGCCGAGAUGCAGCGCUCUUGGGGCGGGUACCGUAAGUACGCCUGGAUGCACGACGAGCUGUCACCCGUCAGCGCGCGCUUCCGUGACCCCUUCUGCGGUUGGGCGGCUACCCUGGUGGACGGUCUCGAUACUCUCUGGAUCAUGGGCAUGAAAGAGGAAUUUUCCGAGGCAGCAAAGGCCGUUAAGAACAUCGACUUCACCUUUAGCCCCACGCGUCGCGACAUUCCCGUUUUCGAGACAAUUAUUAGAUACUUGGGCGGUCUGCUCGCUGCGUACGAUGUGAGUGGUGGCAAGAAGGGCGGAUACGACAUGCUGCUGGACAAGGCCGUCGAGCUGGCAGAGAUCUUGAUGGGCGUUUUCGACACUCCCAACCGCAUGCCUAUUCUGUACUACAACUGGCAACCUCAGUACGCUUCUCAGCCGCAUCGCGCUGGUACCGUUGGCGUGGCCGAGCUGGGUUCCAUGACCAUGGAGUUCACUCGCCUCGCCCAAUUGACCGGAGAAAACAAGUACUAUGACGCGAUCGCGCGCAUCACCAACGCUUUCGAAGAUCUUCAGAACCGUGGAACCACGCUGAACGGCAUCUUCCCUGAGCAACUGGACGCUUCAGGCUGCAACAGGACCGCGGAGGCCAUCAGAUACCAGGAGUCUCAGGCUGCGGCCGCCAGCGCUAGUGCCGCGGCUGCUGCUGCUCACUUGCAGGAGCCCGAAGGCCACAAGCCUGUUCUGGACGAAAAGCGCAACACCAAGCCCCUCGAAACUGGCGUCCCCAAGGUCAGCAGCACACUCUCGAAGAGAGCUGUUGCUGUUGGCGAAGGCGGCGAUAACAUUGUGGAGAACGCCAGCAUUGAGAAGAAACAGGCUGUUCCUGAGCCUAUUGUCAACGAGCAGCCACUCUACCCCGGCAACAGCGGUCGCCGACCCUCCACCACGACUCCUGAGGAGGAGAAGUCCGAGUGGGAGUGCAUCCCGCAGGGACUUGCCCCCGGCGGCUGGGGAUACGAGCAGUACAGUAUGGGUGGAAGCCAGGACUCCACCUAUGAAUAUUUCCCCAAGGAAUAUCUGGUGCUCGGCGGUCUGGAGCCUAAGUACAAGACUAUGCACAUCAAGACGGUCGAAGCCGUCAAGAAAUGGCUCUUGUACAGACCCAUGGUUCCCAAGGAGAGAGACAUCCUCUUCUCUGCCAAGGUUUCCACAUCAGGCGAUCCCGAGAACGACCUCCGCACCGAGUAUGAAGUCACUCACCUCACCUGCUUCAUCGGCGGCAUGUUCGGCCUCGGCGGCAAGAUCUUCGACAGACCCGAGGACAUCGAGAUUGCCAAGAGACUCACCGACGGCUGCGUUUGGGCAUACGAAACGAUGCCCUCGGGAAUCAUGCCCGAAGGCGCUUCUGUCGUACCCUGCGCGUCUACUAAGAGCUGCCCCUGGAACGAGACACUCUGGUGGGAGCACCUGGACCCUUCGGCCGCAUGGCGUGAUGCGCAAGUCAAGGAAUGGGAGGAGAGGCAGCAGGACAAGAAGAGUGAGGAGCUCAGGAGAGAAGCCGCCGUCGAGAAGUACUCUGUCGACAAGAUCAUGCCUGCGCCCGUGGAGAAGGAGAAGGUCGACCCUCUCGCCGACGUUCACGUUCCCAAGGACGAGCCAAAGGCGGUGAAUGAGGUCAAGAAGACGGAGUGGCCUGCCCCCGAACCAGGCCUGAACAAGUCGCCCUCGAACGCCGACGAGCACCUGCUCAAGAAGAGGGCCCCUCCCGCCUCGGAAGACCCUCGCAAGGGCACUGCCGAGGAGAAGGCCAGCAACUCUUUGAAGGACAAGCUUGACCUCAACAGCGCCGACAACACGGGCAGCAGCAGCAGCGGAAGCGGCAGCGGCAGUGUCUCGAGCGACGCUCCCGUCAGCGGAGGCGUCGUCGGUACGGUCCCCAUCUACGAGGAAGAGUACCCCGACCCCAAGCCCCUUUCUCACAAGGAGUACGUCCUCAAUAAGCUCGACGAGGAGAAGAUCCCGCCUGGCUUCGUCAACAUCAACUCCAGGCGCUACAUCCUCAGACCCGAAGCCAUCGAGUCGGUCUGGUACAUGUACCGCAUCACGGGCGACCCCGUCUGGCAGGAGAAGGGCUGGAACAUGUGGAAGGCCGUCAUCGGGGCCACGCGCACCGACUACGGCGCCAGCGCCGUCGACAACGUCCUCUCCAAGAAACCCGAACCCGUCGACGAGAUGGAGAGCUUCUGGGUCGCCGAGACCCUCAAGUACUUUUACCUCCUCUACUCGGAACCCGACGUCAUCAGCCUCGACGACUGGGUCCUCAACACCGAGGCCCACCCCUUCAAGAGGCCCGUGUAA
Colletotrichum karsti is the source of this 3024-nucleotide messenger RNA. Its product is annotated as class I alpha-mannosidase 1a. The record is from RefSeq and is a predicted model, not a curated record. Gene Ontology annotation, cellular component: endoplasmic reticulum; Golgi membrane. Gene Ontology annotation, molecular function: mannosyl-oligosaccharide 1,2-alpha-mannosidase activity; calcium ion binding. NCBI's taxonomy places the organism in Eukaryota, Fungi, Ascomycota, Sordariomycetes, Glomerellales, Glomerellaceae. The transcript is spliced from 3 exons. Bases 1 to 3024 code for a protein of 1007 amino acids. Gene Ontology annotation, biological process: N-glycan processing; carbohydrate metabolic process.